This is a messenger RNA of Hemicordylus capensis (graceful crag lizard), 1708 nucleotides long. It is a transcript of the gene TAX1BP3, whose product is annotated as Tax1 binding protein 3. Gene Ontology annotation, molecular function: protein binding. The coding region runs from base 121 to 495 and encodes 124 amino acids. The record is from RefSeq and is a predicted model, not a curated record. Gene Ontology annotation, biological process: neurotransmitter receptor transport, endosome to postsynaptic membrane; neurotransmitter receptor transport postsynaptic membrane to endosome. NCBI's taxonomy places the organism in Eukaryota, Metazoa, Chordata, Lepidosauria, Squamata, Cordylidae. The transcript is spliced from 4 exons. Gene Ontology annotation, cellular component: adherens junction; postsynaptic membrane; postsynaptic density.
CGAAGGCCUUUUGUUCCGCGGAGGAGGAGCGGCUGAGCCCGCCCGGAAGGGAGCAGCGGAGCCGGAGGCGGCAGCCGGCAGAUCCACCCCGCCCCAGAGCCAGAAGCCUCCGACCCGGCCAUGUCGUACAUCCCGGGGCAGCCGGUCACGGCCGUCGUGCAAAGAGUGGAAAUCCACAAACUCCGCCAAGGCGAGAACCUAAUCCUAGGGUUUAGCAUUGGAGGAGGCAUCGACCAGGAUCCCACCCAGAAUCCCUUCUCUGAGGACAAGACUGACAAGGGCAUUUAUGUAACCCGAGUGUCAGAAGGCGGCCCAGCUGAAGUGGCAGGACUUCAAGUUGGAGACAAGAUCAUGCAGGUGAACGGCUGGGAUAUGACCAUGGUGACUCACGACCAAGCCCGGAAGAGGCUGACCAAGCGGAACGAGGAAGUUGUCCGGCUCCUGGUGACCAGGCAUUCACUGCAGAGGGCUGUGCAGCAGUCCAUGAUGUCCUAGCUGGGCGAUGGGUUGGCAGGGACUCCAGCCUUUGGCUUGUGACCCCUUGUCUUUACAGACCGGUCAGCCCUGGCCCAGACGCAGUGGGCUCCUUGCUGUCCUGGUGGAGGGAGGGGCUGGCUCGGGGAGGGAAGCUCCUUUUGAAGAUUCAGUCCCAGGGGUACCAUCCCCGUUUCUCUUGUGGUGUCAGAGUCCGUCCCCAUUAACUGGGGCUUCGCAGAGCAAGGACCCUGACCUGAGAGCAAGUUCCUUUAGAGUUUCCUCGCUGAAGCCGGAGUUCCCUCCACCACCAGAAGCUUCUGAACCCGUUCCUGUAGAAGGCAAAGAUCACAUUUCAAGUUUUUUGUUUUGUUUUGGAUGGAAGUCCAUUAUUGUAAAUAACUUUUUUUUUUAGUGUGUUACAAGGUCUGUCUCCCCACUCUAGUUCUUGGGCUUGGCAUACCAAAUACAGUCUACAAUGUGGCAGUCUGUAGCAAAGGGAGCCACAGGCCACCCCAGGAGUGCCAUUUUCAAGUGCAAGAGAUUGUGUGGUGCCAAAAUCCCCCUUUGAUUCCCCCCCAAGUCAAGGCUAUGUGAAUUUGGACUACAACUCCCAUCACCCCAGCCACAGUGGCCAGCAGUCAGGGAGGGUGGGUGCUGUAGCCCAGCCUUUUCCCAUCGACAUUCUGUAGCAGGAACCUUCAGCUGUCCUCUUGUGGAUAUGACCCAAAAUGCCUUAUGAAGAGAAGGUGCUCCAAAGGUUACCCAACGAUGUCUUGGUUACAACUCCUGGAAUUCAUAAUUCUGCCUUUCCAAAGUCGGCCUCUAAUCAUGUUCUACUGAUUUUUUUUUUUUUAAGUGUCCUUCCAGUUGAGUUUUUUCCAAAUUCCACUGUAAAUACCACACCCCCGAGGAAGUUUGUAUCACUAACUUAUUUCAGUAUAUUACUGCUAUUCCUCUUGUGUGCGCUGAUUUUACUUCAGUGACACACUUAAUUCUCAGUCUAAUUGGACUAAGGGAGGUGCCAGUUGGGCAGUACCACUAGAGGCCUCUUGUUCUAUGUUUUCUACUUGAGUCCAAGCGUGCUUUGGGUCCGUGUCUUUUUCUAACUUCCACUACAAGCCCCUUUUUGUACGUAACAGUCCAGAUCAGCCUUGUUUCUGCAGAGGGGCAGCUGUGUUGGGCCUUGCACUCCAUGGACAUACAAUAAAUAAAGCUGGGCUUUUGAGCUUGA